UGUGUGCCUGCCCUUCCCUCCUCCAAGACGCGGCAUGUUGCCCUGGCCCUCUCCUCGGUGGGACAAGGGUAAGGAGCAGGUGCCUGAGGAACAGGGCUCCUCACUGUGCAGUGACCCCGGCAAAGAUUGGAACUCUGGAGAGGAAGCCCUGGGGGAGCCAGGUACACCCCCGCAGGACAGCCCUCAGUCCUGGUCCCUAAGGCGCUCCUGGACUCAGAGAGAAGGGCUGCUGGCCCCGCUCCCCUCAGGUGUGGUGGCUGGGCAGUCCCUAGGAACCCCAGUUUCCCUUUCCCCUCAGAUGGCCUGGGAGGUGGCACCCUCAAGGAUGACCCGGCUGGCACCAUGGGACCCCAACUACGAGGCCAAAGUAGAACCACAGCUGGUGUGGGGGUCCAGCUGUGCGUCCGGUGCCUCCUUCUCAGGACGGACUUUGUGUCACCCCUCCUUUUUGCCACUGUAUGAAGCAGCCUUAGGCAGGGGCUGCAGGCCCCGGGCCACAACAGGUCAUCAGAAUGGUGAGCAGGUGCCCAGGGAUGCAGGGUUCCCAGUGAUGUGCUGUGGAGAUGUUUUUCUUUCAGACCCUCUGCUGCCUCGUGGGCAGCGUGUUCCCCUGUUCCUGUCUGAGGCCUCUCAGCAGGUAAUAGGCUCUCUGAAGCUGCAGCUGCCACCCCCUAUUAUGUCCCCCUGGGUCUACCCCACCCGGUCCCCUGGCCGCUCCACCGCCUGGCUCAGUGGGCCUGAGCUGAUCGCCCUCACUGGCCUCCUGCAGAUGAGCCAGGAGGAGCCAAGACCUAGUUCCACGGGUUCCUCUGCAGCUCCUACAUCCCCCGCUGGCCCCCCAGACCCUGUCUAUGAUCAUCCAGGCCCCACUGGUGACCGGAGCUGUUCUCACUGCACUGACCCAUCUCCCCCACAAACCCCAGACACUCAUUGCCCAUAG
Pteronotus mesoamericanus is the source of this 940-nucleotide messenger RNA. RefSeq names its product Sin3A associated protein 25 (gene SAP25). Bases 35 to 940 code for a protein of 301 amino acids. The transcript is spliced from 6 exons. The record is from RefSeq and is a predicted model, not a curated record. Gene Ontology annotation, biological process: regulation of DNA-templated transcription. Gene Ontology annotation, cellular component: nucleus; cytoplasm. Lineage: Eukaryota; Metazoa; Chordata; Mammalia; Chiroptera; Mormoopidae.